UCUAUAUUAAAUAUUUAAAAAAAACAACAUUUUCAGUUCUCCAACUCUCAAUCUGAGUGUCGACUGAUUUUUUGUGAAAAUGUACUGCUGCCCAUUCUCACCUUCAAAACAGAGUCUUUAUCCCUCAGCUCCUAAAAAUCAACCAAAAGAUUUGAUUUUUGCUUCAAGAACAUCAUAUUAUGGGUGUUGUAAUGCAAACAAAAGGGUGUCCAAAGAUUUGGUUUUUACUUCAAAACUAAAUGUUUAUGGGUUUUCUAAUGCAGCCAAAAGGGUGUCUAUUUCACUAAUUAGUUUGGGCAAUGGUGAUCGUUUGGUCAAAGUCAGGUGUGGAUUGUCGCAUAAGAAUGAUGAGUUUUAUAUAAGAAGAGGUGUGGAGAUUGCUAAGAAAGCAGUUGGGCAUACAAGUCCUAAUCCUAUGGUUGGGUGUGUAAUUGUCAAGAAUGGGGAAAUUGUAGGUGAAGGUUUUCACCCAAAAGCUGGCCAGCCACAUGCUGAGGUUUUUGCACUUCGAGAUGCUGGUGAUUUAGCAGAAAAUGCAACAGCAUAUGUGACCUUGGAGCCAUGUAAUCAUUAUGGAAGAACUCCACCAUGCACUGAGGCAUUAAUCAAGGCCAAAGUGAAAAAGGUGGUUGUCGGGAUGGUGGAUCCAAAUCCUAUCGUAGCUUCAACUGGUCUCAGUAGAUUAAGAGAUGCAGGAAUUGAAGUGAUUACAGGUGUUGAGGAAGAACUUUGCAGGAAGCUUAACGAAGCUUAUAUACAUCAAAUGCUGACUGGAAAGCCAUUUGUCACACUCAGGUACUCUCUCUCAGUUGAUGGUGAUUUCUCAAAUCAGCUGGGCGCAGAAGUCAUGGAGUCUGGUGGAUACUACUCAAAGUUAUUACAAGAAUAUGACGCAGUUAUUGUUUCUUCCUUCUUGCUGUCGAAGAAUUAUUUUGUUCUUUCAUCUAAAGAACCAGGAGCAAAGCAACCUCUUCAGAUUGUAUUAGCAAAGAGUUCAGAUUCACUUCAACUCCCUGCUGUUACAGAUGACACAUCAUCUAAAACUAUAAUCUUCAGUAAUAAGGAGAUUACUGUGAAGCUUGGAGCAAGUCAAAGAGGGAUAGAGACAGUAGUUAUGGAUAGGAUGAAUUUAACAGCUAUCCUUGAACACUGCAAGCGUCAAGGACUGUGUAGUGUGAUGUUGGACUUGAGGGGAAACUCCACAGAUUUUGAGGAAAUCCUGCAAGAGGGUUUUGAACAAAAUUUUUUUCAGAAGGUUAUUGUGGAAGUGUUGCCAAUUUUGGGUGGAAGUGGUAAAGAGGCUUUUAAGCACAUGCAGCAAAACCGAAGGCUGAAGAACUUAACAUCGAGGACUUUAGGCGAGAGUAUUCUGCUGGAAGGAUAUUUCUAGGUGGAUGAGUAUUUUAGUGAACUUAAAAUCUGGUGUUAGAUUGUACAAUGAGGGUGAUCAUACAAGAAAUGUUCCAGUUAUAAGAGAGAGUUAGACAGGCAGCGGCAACAAGUCUACAAGCAUAUCAAAAUUACAUUCCUGCCUCUGUCUCUGGACCAAUUGCUACUUUUUUCAUCUCUCGUCAAAACUAGGCUAAGAGGUCCAGAGUGAGAUCAAAUAUUCUCUUGUCAAUGUCGUAGAACUGGCUGUGCUUUGUACUAAAGUCUUGGCCCGUUCAAAUUUUUGCUAGAAAUCGUACCAUAUUAAGACAAGCAUGUAAUGUUGCUUUCGUUCUUGCAUCUUCAAUUGACAGUAAAGAUGGCUGUGUGUUUUGGUCUUCACUUCCAUUUGAUUAUCUGCUGCACUUGUCGAUUGC
Molecule: messenger RNA, 1805 nt
Organism: Nicotiana attenuata
Lineage: Eukaryota; Viridiplantae; Streptophyta; Magnoliopsida; Solanales; Solanaceae
Product: riboflavin biosynthesis protein PYRD, chloroplastic
Exons: 3
Coding region: 80-1390 (436 amino acids)
Biological process (GO): riboflavin biosynthetic process
Molecular function (GO): zinc ion binding; diaminohydroxyphosphoribosylaminopyrimidine deaminase activity; 5-amino-6-(5-phosphoribosylamino)uracil reductase activity
Source: RefSeq, a predicted model, not a curated record